Messenger RNA from Mesorhabditis belari, 2127 nucleotides. The record is from the annotation of a GenBank genome assembly. NCBI's taxonomy places the organism in Eukaryota, Metazoa, Nematoda, Chromadorea, Rhabditida, Rhabditidae.
AUGAGAUUAUCAUUGUAUCUUGCACGUCAAGCAACGGCAAAGGGUGACCACUCCGAGGCUCUCUUUCACUACUUUGUUGUCCUUAAAACCGUCACCGAGAAAACACGCCAUGAGGAUUUUGCUGCAGAAUUUGCCGAGGCGCUUGCUCAACAAUUAACAACGUGCGAUGAUGCGAAUUUUGCGCACAAUAUUUGGGCAAAUUCGUUGGCUCUCUUCGAAACUUCCCCGUUAGUUCAUGAAAUUGUGGCUCGAGAUGCUUUUCAACGAGGAGAAGUCGUGGAAGCGAUCGACCGCUUUGAAACGUGCAUUAAGUUGACCCAGGGAAACGAACGGGUGGCUCAUCGAAUGAACUUGGCGAAUUUUAAAUCUCAACUUUUUGACGCCUGGCACUUUCCGAUGAUCAACGAUGUGAAAAGGAAUCGAAAAUUUGCGGAAGCUCUUGUCACAGCGGUGACUCCAAUGGAUUCAGUUUUUGAAAUCGGUGCUGGAACAGGACUUUUGUCGCUAGUUGCUGGGAAAAUCACGAAUAAAGUAACAUCAUGUGAGUACAAUCCUAUCAUGGCUCGAGUAGCGAAACAGGUUGUUGAGAAAAACCAUCUGAUGGAUAGAGUGGAGAUUGUUCAAGAGAGCUCUUUCGAGAUCGAGAUGCCGAUAAAAGCUAAUGUGAUUGUAAGCGAAACGAUGGAUUGUUGUGUUUUUGGAGAAGGAACAGUGGGGGCCAUUUUAGACGCGCAUCAAAGAGUAGCUGCAGCUGGCGCUUUAUUCAUCCCUCAACAGACUUCCGUUUACAUUGCUCUACUCUCGUCUGCUUCAAUUCAUUCGAAUCAUGUGGGCCAAGUUGGAGAGAAUACAGUGUGCUCUCCUUAUGUAAAUAUGGAAGGACAAGGAUUUUUGCAUUCCGACGAUAGGGAUCCCUAUUGGUGUGGCUAUCUAAACGAUUUUUCCGACGCCAAAAUUCAAUCUGAUUGGGUGGAAGUGAUUAGCGUGAAUUUUACAAGACCAGAGGAGCUGAGUUUUUUGGUUGACGAAGGUGCGGAAGGAAGGUUAACGCUCAAAGCCAAAUCGAAGACGUUAGUGCAUGCACUUGUCGCCUCGUUUAGUGCAAAUCUUUAUGGUAAUGCCUCUAUUGACACGAAAGGAGACUCUUGUUGGCCGAAUGGAAUCUAUCCUUUGCGAAAAGCUUUAAAUCUCGAUGAAGGAGAGACGGUGGAUAUCCGAUGGACUUUGAGCGGUGGUGCAACAAGGCUUGAGAUAAAACUUGACGAAGAUACUAAUGAAAAAGAUGACCUACCUGUCCCUAUGUUUGUCGUUUCCGAGAAUAGCGAAGUACUUUUACUGAAUAACUUGGGGAUUCAAGACUAUUUAUUGUCUUCAAUUCCGUCAAAUGCUACUCGAAUUCAUGACCUCACCUCAAUAGCUUCUUUUUGUUUAAAGUUGAAAGCGAUACGACCGAACGUGGAACUUUCGAUAUGUCAACCUGAAGAAAACCUUCUGCUAUUGAUUUCUUCACAACUUUCAGCCGAUGUCAUGGUGGCUCCUUUACCCGGACAACAAGAUGUGAUUGUGCAUUGGCCGCUACGAACUGAUGGAACUCUAAACAAAAUGGCGCUUGACUGGGUUGCUACGGGUUACGCACCUAUGGCUGAAGUGGUUCCAUCAAUAGUUAUUGCGGUUGGACAACUCGUCUCUUCUACAUGGUUACAUCAACGGACAAGACCAUAUCCUGCUAGUCAUCUUGGGUUUGAUUUGAGUCCUCUAUCGCCCUUUUCUUUGUUCGAAUACAGGGACAUUUCACUGACCAAUUUCCCUCACACAGCGAUAUCCGAACCGUUCGAGUUCAUGCCGAUUGCGAUGAAUGGAAAUCUAGACAUGAGCGUUCCCAAAGAACCGAUGCUUUUCAACAGAACUUUAACGACGAGGGUAACUACUACGUGUUCGGGUGAAUGUGAUGGAGUUUUCUAUUGGUGGCGGGUUGGAGAGUACGAUUCGAAAAUGGCCGAUGAUCGACUUGCGGCUUUCAUUUUUCCACAACGAAUCCAACUUGAAGAAGGAGACGUUCUGGAGAUUCGCGCUGACUUCUACAAGGGAGAUCUACUAGUCGAAGCCACAAAAGUUGGAUCAUCUUUG